AUGUCGGCCAUUCCGAGCUUUCCACCAUCAACGGCCCUCACAACACGCGCCCAGUUUUUAGACGCGUAUGAACCAAUAGAUGUGAUAGGGAAUGGUUCCUUUGGCGUGAUUCGCAAAGUUCGCCGAAAGGAGGACGGUGCCAUUUAUGCGCGAAAAGAACUGAACUUUGAGCGCAUGUCGGAUCGAGACAAGAAGCAGAUUGUUGCAGAAGUAAAUAUUCUCAAAGAUCUGAAUCACGAGAAUAUCGUGCGAUAUCACGAUCGCUUUGUCGACUCGGACAAUGGGAUGCUCUAUAUUGUGAUGGAGUAUUGUGGUGGUGGCGACCUUGGAGGUGUGAUCAGUUCGACGAAGAAGCGUGGUCAACAUAUCCCGGAGGAUACCGUGUGGGACUAUUUUCUACAGAUCGUACUCGCCCUUCAUCACUGCCAUGCUCCACACAUCAAGCCCGGAACGACCAACGAGGUCCUCCCGAAUGUGAUAAAACGGGCUCCUAUUCUCCAUCGGGAUAUCAAACCGGAGAAUGUCUUCUUGGAUGCAAACGGUGUGGUCAAGCUUGGUGAUUUUGGACUCUCAAAGCAACUUGGUGCACAAGCAUUCACCAACACCUACGUGGGAACGCCAUAUUACAUGUCCCCCGAACUGUUUGGCGAAAUGCAUUAUGACACAAAGAGCGACAUAUGGAGUUUAGGUUGUUUGGUCUACGAGCUGUGUGCACUAAAUCCUCCCUUUCACGAAGCGCAAACUCACGCCGAGCUUGCAACCUAUGUCAAGAAAGGUCGAGUGCCAACACUACCAAGUCAGUAUGGACACUAUCUUCAAGCUGCCAUCAAAGCCAUGAUGAGCCUCGAGCCUUCAAAACGGCCAUCAGCCGCUCAUUUAUUGGCACACGAGAGAAUGAAUCUAGCAUUCAAGACGCGUGAAACACAAGAGAUGCUAAAUAAGGUCGUAGGCCAUCGCCAAACGCUGCACGCUCGACAAGAAAAGCUGGAGAAGCGUGAACAUGAUCUCGCGAGCCGAGAACAUGAUCUCGCGAGCCGAGAACAAGCACUCGCUCUCAAAGAGCAAGAACUUGUUCGACGGGAGCAAGAGUUUGCUGCAUUGGCAGUGACAAAGGAGGCGGAGAUCAUGGCCCGUGUCGCCGCGCGCGAAGAAGAACUACGCCAGUGGGUAUUCACACGUGAAGCCGAAUUGAAAAAGGAGAUGAUGGCGCAGGAAGAGGCGACGCAACAGGCUGUCGCUGCGCGUGAGGUCGAAUUGGAACAUAUGUGGAACAAACGCGAGGCACUAUUACGUGCAGAAAUUGCGAGGAAAGAUGCAGAGAUUGCAGAGCGGGAAGAAAUACUCAAGCGAGAAGCGGAACGAUUGCACCGGGAGCGUAUCUCAUCUACAUCGUUCAAGCCUACUCCAAAAGUUACAGAAGAUCAGACAGAUGCAACUCCGGUAAAACCUCAAGCACGUACUUCUCUCCCCCACGCAAAUGUAUUCGAAACACCCGUUCCAUCAACGUCAACGCCAGAUGACGGAGGUUCGGCGAUGAAGGGCGUGAUCAUGGCAGACGGACAGCCCGUGGCCACUCCCGCAGCCGCCCAGUUGCGCCACUUGUUGACCGACUCACCAUCCAAACGAGUCGAUCUCAUACAUGUUUUGGAUCAACAACCAUCUUCUUCCUCCGUGCCGUCCUCUAUUCAUGACGCGUUUACUGCGUUAGAUGAGAGAGGAAAGGAGAAUUCGCCGCCAGGUAUUGCAGGUCCACCGUCACCUUCGUCUGUCUCAACGACGAGUUCUCGCUCUGGGCUCAGUUGGCACGACAAGACACCCCAACCACGAACCAAAAAGCGUAUCUCUGGACGAAACGAGGAUCUCACUGCACAGUUGAAAGCCAACAAUCCAUCUCUUACGAGUUUACAGAAUGGAGAGAGGGGCAUGCAGCGUACGAUGAGCGCGCCAGUAGGAUGGGGGACAGGGGAGGGUGAUGAUGACGACGUACCAAGUCCGUUUCUCAAACGAGCGGACCGAGCAAUGGCAAAAACGACGACAAUGGGCAGUAGUAGUAGUAGUACACUCGUCAAGGGACCGAUGCUGGAGAAGAAGACGAGCAAGUCUGGGCUAAAAGAAGGCGGGGUCAGUGGGCGACUGUCGAGUGGCAAGGCGACGACGAUCAAGUCUACUGUGAGUGCUACGGCGAGUGCGACAGGAAGUGGGAGUCGUCUCUCAGUUGGCAAGGGCAUUUCUCGCACAGUCUCAUCUAAGCCUUGA
This is a messenger RNA of Serendipita indica DSM 11827, 2256 nucleotides long. Lineage: Eukaryota; Fungi; Basidiomycota; Agaricomycetes; Sebacinales; Serendipitaceae. The record is from the annotation of a GenBank genome assembly.